This is a messenger RNA of Adineta ricciae, 1623 nucleotides long. The record is from the annotation of a GenBank genome assembly. NCBI's taxonomy places the organism in Eukaryota, Metazoa, Rotifera, Eurotatoria, Adinetida, Adinetidae.
AUGCAUCAACCACCUACGAUCCUUGAGGGUGAUGAAGAAACCGAAGGAGUAGCACAAGUCGGCGAAGGAACACACUUCCCGCAUACGGGUGUUCAUCAAGUACCGCCAAUGCAUGAUUCAACGGCGACUGCGGGAGAACUACAGCCACGUGAAGAUGAGGGAGUUGGGUAUGGAGAAACGCCAACAUUACAAAAUGAAAUGAUUGCUGUAAGUGGUGAUACGCCAACUGACGCACCACAACAAGCCGAGUAUAAACAGCCAUCAUCUGUUGAUCAUCCUAUCAUUGAAGAUGGAGCACAAGAAGGAACAUCUGUUGAUCCAGAUGUCGAACGUGAAAUUCAAGAACGAUCCGAGGAUCACAGUGGUUUAGCAGGCGUUUCAGACGAUGAAGCUGAACAUCCUGUACGAGCAGAUGUACAAUCACCGAUACCCGAAGAACCAUCGGAUGGUUCUCCACAUGCUCAAAAACAUCCUCAUUUGGAUGACACUCUGCCUAGCACACCUGAUAAACAACAUCUAUCAGCGAGAAGUCAUAAAGAUGUUGAAUUUAAAGACGUUGAUCAUCGAGAUGAACCCGAAGAUUUAGUACCGGUCGAACCCGAGAUACAAAUAGAUCGUGAACAACUUCUUGCUCGUUAUCACGAAGCUGAAAUCGAACGUGAUCGUCUUCGAGGUAUCAAUGUUGCUUUACAACAACGUUUAGCUGAAUACUUACAAAAACGCAAAGGUACGGAAGAUGUUCCAGCUGUCGCACAUGGCAACGAACGUUCGACAGCUGAACAGCAACAACGCUAUCAAAAAUAUCUCAGUGAAAUCGAAAGUUUACAAGAACGAAUCAAAUAUGAUCAGAGCGAGUACGAACGACAACGUCAAGAGUACGAGGAACAAAUUCAAGAGAAAAAAGAACAUGUCGAUCAACUGAAAAUUGAAUAUGUUCGAUUAGUUAAACAAAUUGCAUCCAAAGCCGUUUUCUCUCGCAGUGGUAAAACAAUAACCAAUCAGGAUUGGCGUACACCGCCAAGAAACUUUUCUGUUGAAGUGGAAACUUAUUUAACUUUGUUACGAGAAAAGGAAGAAGAGCUGAUCAAGACCAGACACGAAAACAUUCGUUUGAAAAAUCAGUUAAAGAAACGUGAAAUGCAACUGAAAUCCAAAGAACAGCUAUCCGAAGGUUUACACAUGAUCGAUUUCGAACAAUUGAAGAUCGAAAAUCAAACAUAUAGUGAAAAAAUCGAAGAACGAAAUGAAGAAUUGAACAAACUUCGAAAAAAAAUCGGUACCACAGUUCAAACUCUAAGUCAUAUUAAAGAAAAACUUAAUUAUGUCGGUCAACAACGUGCCAAAGCGGAAAGUAUUCUCGAACAGACGGAAUCUGAAGUGAAACAGAAACGUGAUGAAUUAGCAACGAUUAAACGUCGUCGUGAUCGUUUGCGACAAGAAAAUCAAACACUCAAGCAAAGUUCGGGUUUGAUCGGGAACGAACUUUUACUUCGAGAUUAUGAAGAACGGUACGAUGACAUCGACAAAUGUACCGAGAAGCUGGAAAAUUUGAAAAAACACCAUGCGGAGAUCACAUUAACGUGUAAAGUCCUGAAGAAAAAGAUUUCUAAGGUUCAAUCAUAG